Acyrthosiphon pisum (pea aphid) is the source of this 2032-nucleotide messenger RNA. RefSeq lists its product as uncharacterized. Gene Ontology annotation, molecular function: transmembrane transporter activity. NCBI's taxonomy places the organism in Eukaryota, Metazoa, Arthropoda, Insecta, Hemiptera, Aphididae. The transcript is spliced from 9 exons. The record is from RefSeq and is a predicted model, not a curated record. Gene Ontology annotation, cellular component: membrane. Gene Ontology annotation, biological process: transmembrane transport. Bases 1035 to 1583 code for a protein of 182 amino acids.
ACUAUCAUCGUGUGACCGCGGCUCACAGACUUCUAUAAUAUAAUCUGUAUUAUAUAGAAGUCUGUGCCGCGGCUUAAUGUUUCUUUUAUUAUUCGUAUUAUUUUUCCCGUAAGUUUUAUCCGUGUUAAAUCGUCGGUUAAUAUGUUUGGAGGUCUUGUUCCUCCUCAAUCGCGAUCACGGACCAAGAUAAACUUCUAUCUAGGUUCUAUCUAAGUCCGUGAUCGCGAUAGUAAUAUUGCUUGUUCGAGAGAAGCUACGUCGCGCGCUCGUAAAAAUGACCUAAUCGCUGGUUUUGCCCCGUCAACAAGUGCUCCUGUUUUAUGGGAUGCGGCUGCAGGGUCUGGUGCUAGUCCUAGUGUUAGGGCUCCUACCAAUUCGUGAUAACAUUUUUCGGUUCGUCCGGCAAAACUACGAACGUCGGAUCGUUGUCUAAUAUUACUAAUGAUGUUGCUGACUAACCUAAUCGAAGUACGUGUGUGCCUCCAUAGUGAUCUUGGAAAAAAUAAAUCUGUGAAUUGUUACAAUAUGACUUCAGCAGAACAAGAAAUAGUUCAGCCGGCUGUGGCAGAUUUGCAGAUGAUGAAAAGUCUUAUCGAAACAUUGGUGCCUGGUGUAACAGCAUUGUUUUUAGGUCCAUGGAGUGAUGUAAACGGUCGUUUGCCAUUGAUUUUAGCAUCUAUCUCAGCAUACCUGGUGCCGUAAUUGGUGGUGGUGGUGCAUUGUUGACAUUACUGAUUUCAAAACCAGAGCUUUCAGAUUAGGAGUACUGCAAACAUUUAUAUCUUUUGGCUCAAUUAUUGGAUCAUUACUAAGUCCUGUAUUGUACAGCAAAUCGCCUACUUAUGCUUUUGCCCUAAGUUCAAUGUUCUCAAUAGCUGGCCUUCUUUACACAUCUCUUUUUCACAAAGAAACUGUUGUCAUAAAAAAAGGUACAAAUACAAAACUUUUCAACCUCGAUCUAGUAAAAAGUAUGUGGGAAACCGUUAUGAAAAAAACAAUUUGGAUAUCUGAGAUGCAUAAUAAUUCUUUCUGCUAUGGUAUUAACUUUUAAUUUAGCUAUUUUAAUAGGUGAAGAUUUGUUGAUGUAUAUGUACUUACAAAAACAAUUUUCAUGGACUUUAGAAAAUUAUAUUUUGUUUAAUGUUUAUGCAACUGUAUUAAGUGCUAGUAUUCCUGCAAUCGGGUUGUAUCUGUUGAGUACUAAACUUGAAAUACCAGACAUGUAUCUUGCUACUGCUGCAACAGGACUACGGAUUAUAGAAAAAGUUGGUUUAGCUUACUCACAAUAUACAUGGCAAUUUUAUUUGGUGAAGAUUUUUGGUUGUGUGGUAUUGACCAGUGAACCACUAGUUCAGUCUCAAUUAUCUAAGAGUUUUCCACCUGAAGAUUUAGGCAAAAUAUAUGCGUUCAUAAGCGUGAUCGAAGGUUUUGGUACAUUACUCGGUUCUACAAUAUAUACCACAGCAUAUAAUAUGACAAUCCAUAGUUUUACCAAUUUCAUAUUUCUCCUAUCAUCAAUAUUUGGCACAUUUGUUUUAAGUUUAUUCAUAGUGUUAUUAUUCUUACUUUCAAGAAGUACUUGAACAAAAGAUUUAAUAAUUAUUAACUAAUUAUCGAACAAAGAAAAUACAUACAAUUUUUUUUUAAAUGUAAGGGUACAUAUAGCGUUUUAUAUUAUUUAUUUGGUGAAGAUUUAUUUAAUUAAAAUAAAAUGUACACAAUAUUAUAUUAUAUUCAAAUACAAUACUCGCUUUAAAUUUAAAAACAUGUUAACAAAUUUUAUUUUAUUUUUUUUAUUGAUAUUAAAUUUUAAUAAAUAUAAUAAUUAUUGUAAGAUCAAUGAUUAUGCAUGACAUUAAAAACUUAUUAUUUAAUAUAUUAUAAGAAAUUCUCAAUUUUUGAUAUUCAUGAUAGAUCUUAUAUUGUAUCUGUGAUCUUUUUGUACUAUUUGUUAUGAAAAUGUUACCUAACAAAUUUAUGAAAUGUCAAUUAUGAUUUUUUUAUGAAUUUAAAUAAAGACAAUUAUUAUUAC